AUGGAAAAGCCAAGCAUCACAGAGCCAUGCACAGUACUUUCAACAUAUCAGAAUGCUGUAUCUCGUAUCGAAAAAAUUGGUGAAGAAAAUGCAGGUUGUCCAGCUACUGUUCAUUUCUUCUCUAGAAAUCCACAAGAUGUGUAUCAAAAGAACAUUGACAGAGAUUCAUAUACCAUCAUUAAAAUGACAUUCCCGCUUUCAAUUAUUGGCCAGGAACAUCAAAUCAUUCAAGAAAUGAAUUUGAAACUACCACUGACAGGAACAUUGAAAGAAGUAUUGGAAUUGACAGAUGUGUGUUUUGACUCCUUAUCUAACCUCAGAUGGUUUCCGAGAGCAAGAAAUAAAGAUGGACAUUGGAAAAUAAUUGAAGAGUUGGUUCCAAUUCAGUUGCCAAAAGAAAACAGUUUACUUGACACAACAAUGGGAUGUCUUCUCCAACAGAUGAUUGAAAGCAUCCAAACUGCUUAUGUGAAUGGAAUGACUAAACGUCAAGCUGUACAAGCUUGGAAUAAAAUCUUCUCUUUAAUAUGGCUACAUCCUUUAGAACAAGGAAAACGAAAACAAUGCAGUUUUGAUUCAGAUGUCAAUUAUAGUGAAAAUGCAAUGUCUAAGCAGUAUACUGAGAGUGUGUAUGAGAAGUAUGAACGUUCUGUGCCAAAAAUUGUUUCUAAAAGUCCUGACAUAGUUAUUUGUGAUGAAGAUUGCACAAUGGUUCCAAAAUGCAUAUGUGUUAUAGAAAUUAAAUCUGAAUUAGAAAAGUAUCAUCAAAACAGAGCAGAAAGACAGGUCAUUGAAUACAUGCUUUGUCAUUUACAUUUCCAGUCUAAAAUACUUGGUGUUCUUAUAUUAUCAACAGGAUUCAAGAUGUACAAGGCUGUAAAGAAUAGGAGUACAAAAAGAAUAAGAAUAAUUCAAAGUCAAUUUUCUAUUGUGGAUGAUUCUAAAGAAGAUAAUUUUAGAGCUGAUAUUUUCAAAAAGUUCAUUCAUCACUUGGUUGUAGCUUGUGAAGACAUUAGCAAUGAUCAUUUUGAUAUUGACAUUUUUUUAAGAAAGGCUAUUUCUGUAAAAUCAUCAUAUUGA
This is a messenger RNA of Mytilus trossulus (common blue mussel), 1080 nucleotides long. RefSeq lists its product as uncharacterized. Bases 1 to 1080 code for a protein of 359 amino acids. The record is from RefSeq and is a predicted model, not a curated record. The transcript has 3 exons. Lineage: Eukaryota; Metazoa; Mollusca; Bivalvia; Mytilida; Mytilidae.